ACCUUAUACUUUGUUUAAAAACCAAAAUUUUCAAAAGUGUGAAUGAUAUCAUCAGCUAACGCUUACGAACUUCAUCUUAUGUUACGUCAAUUACGAUUACGAUAUUUGACGAGCGUGUUUUGAUUGCAACAGUUAUUUUUAUUGCUCACGGCUUUAAAGAAAAACAUCACGAAUCGAGUUCUUUUAGUUUCGUUCAUAUGGCACGGAUUUUUCUUUAAAUUCCGACGUUUCGGAAGAAAAUUUGUACUUAUUCAAAACGAAUAUGAAGGUAAACUACUCGAAAACGUUAGCGGGAUUCACGCUUUGCCUAUAUUUGCAACUGAUUGCUGCAAAGUCGUUGGCUGGACUGAAAGACCAAGCUUUCAUGAUUUUAGGUUCCCGAGCAUCAGAGAAUGCUUUGAGAAGACAAACACGAUCUUUAUCGUCAUCAAUUACAAGCGUUCGGGUAACGAGUGUCGUUAAAUCAAGAUUUGCUAAAGUAACAACAGUCAGUGAGAUGGAAAACACACAUGACGAAGCGAAGGAACUAACAUUUUCAAUCAGAUUGCCUGACGCUGCGUUUAUUACAGAAUUUACGAUGUUGGUCGACGGAGUAACAUUUAUCGGUAAAGUUAAAGAGAAGGCGCUUGCCGAAGAGGAAUAUAAAAAGGCCAAAGCAAGCGGUAAUUCAGCAGGCCUCGUCACAGCUGAUAUUAGAGAAACACAGACCUUCAGCGUUGCAGCCAAUGUUCCAGCUCAGUCCAAAGUAACAUUUACCUUGGUUUAUCAAGAAUUGUUGAAACGAAGACUUUCAAAAUAUAAUCAUGAGAUUUUUGUGAAUCCAGGACGGAUUGUUGAUGAUUUUGUUAUCGAUGUUUAUAUCACUGAGCAAACGGGAAUAACCAUGUUAGAAGCUCGGCCGCCACAGGGUGGAAUGGGCCCUCGCGGUAAAGUCGCCAGUGGAUACGACAGCACGGGAAUUGUUCCAAUUGAUAUUGAUAUCAGGCGGAGCAAAUAUCAAGCAAAAGUAACAUUUAAACCUUCUUCCACACAACAACGACGAUUAUUGAUGAUUCCCGAAAACGAUCGAAAAAUGACAGUCAUCUACGACGUCACGAGAGAAUUUCUUGGUGGCGAAAUUCAAACAAGGAAUGGAUACUUUGUACAUUAUUUUGCGCCCACAAAAUUUACCUGUUUGCCCAAAAGAGUUGUAUUUGUUAUCGAUCGUAGCGGUUCAAUGAGAGGGACAAAAAUUGCACAGACAAAAUCUGCUUUUGAAACCGUUCUAAAAGAGAUGUUGAUGCCGACGAAUUCAAUAUUGUUACGUUUGCGGGUGACAUCACCGUAUGGGAAACAGAAUCCGAUUUAGUAAAGGUCACAGAAGAAAACGUAAAGAAGGCGAUAAAAUACGUCAGAAGUAUCAAUGCGAACGGAGGGACAAAUUUGAACGGUGGAUUACUAAAAGGCGUGGAGUUACUGGAGAGCGUGGGUGCCGAUGAGAGAGUCUCUUCUGCAGUAAUUACUUUAUCGGAUGGUGAUCCGACCGCUGGUGUCACAGAUGAAGCACAAUACGUAAAAAUGUUAAAAAAAGCUGUCGAUGGAAGAUUUUCAGUAUUUUGUAUUGGCUUCGGGAGGAAUUUAAAUCCACGAUUUUCUUAAACGUCUGGCAAAUGGAAAAUGAUGGUCUUGCGA
Messenger RNA from Styela clava, 1671 nucleotides. NCBI's taxonomy places the organism in Eukaryota, Metazoa, Chordata, Ascidiacea, Stolidobranchia, Styelidae. The record is from RefSeq and is a predicted model, not a curated record.